Oppia nitens is the source of this 1440-nucleotide messenger RNA. Its product is annotated as sodium-dependent glucose transporter 1A-like. Lineage: Eukaryota; Metazoa; Arthropoda; Arachnida; Sarcoptiformes; Oppiidae. The record is from RefSeq and is a predicted model, not a curated record. The transcript has 4 exons. Gene Ontology annotation, biological process: transmembrane transport. Bases 1 to 1440 code for a protein of 479 amino acids.
AUGACAACCAAUUCAAGUGAACAUUCAGAUGACAAAUGGAUAGUYCCGUAUGAGAUUGAUCUCAAUAGUAUCGAUACAUUGGUUGACGAUAAUAAUAAUAGCAAUAAAUUGGACAAUAAAUAUAAACAAUUGAUUUCAUGGACACUAUUUUACGGUGCUUUUACCUAUGGAAUGACAACCUAUAUAAUAGGUCCGGCACUGAAUGAUAUGACUAUUAGACUAAAUACUAGCAUUGAUAGUAUAACGAUAGUUCUCGGAUGCAUUUGUAUUGGUUAUACAUUGGGAGCUAUUAUCAAUGGGAUAAUCUUCAACUACAUAAGCCGUCAAUUAGUGUUAACAUGUUUACUCAUUUUGAUGGCCUGUGCUAUCAGUUCGGCACCUCAUGUGUCAAACAUAUGGCUUCUCUAUCUCGUUGGACUACUAUGUGGUUUCGGUGCUGGAGGCUUUGAUACGGCACAAGUUGUUUGGCUAAUUGAGAUUUGGGCCGAAAAGUCGAGUUCAUAUCUACAGGGACUACAGUUUUUCAAUGCCGUCGGAACAUUUGUGUCGCCACUAAUGACCGGUCCGUUUUUGGCCAAACAAUCCAAGAAAAAUGUUACAAAUAGUCAGAUGGUUACAGACCUAAGCUCUCAUAUAAUGAAAUUGUCAAAUAUAUCAUUGCAAUCAAUAACAACACCAACUAAUACCACAAAAACAAUUGACGUCUACAGUGAGUCUCAUAUAGAGAUCCCGUUUGGGAUUGUCGGCGGACUACUGAUCUCGUCGGCACUGAUUUUAUUAAUACUACACUUUUAUCGACGAUAUGUUCCGCCGAUUGAACAACAAGAAGAGUUUAGCUGCAAAUGUCCUGACAAGUGGACAGUCAUCUACAUAGUACUGGGCUUGUUAUCGUUGGCACCUUAUGUUGGUAUGGAAGUAAUGAACUUCCAAUUGAUCUCAUCAUUUGCWAAGUACAGUCAUCUGCAACUGUCCGGCAAUGACAGUGCACUCGUACAGACCAUAAUGGCCGGUGCUUUUGCACUAUUUCGAGGCAUCAAUUUUGUUAUUUCCUUCAAAUUUUGGUCGGAAAAUCUACUGUUCCUUAAUUUUAUUAUAAUAAUUGUUGGAUACGUUGUGAUACUAUUAUUUGAAAUUUAUAAUUAUUCAAAGAUUGUACUAUUGAUUGGUGUCAUAAUUGUCGGCUCAGGGUUUUCCACAAUCUAUGCAUUGGUUUAUGCAUUUCUAGAGAAACACUUGACUAUUAGYAAUACAAUCGGCGGUUUGUUUGUCUGUACCAGUGGUCUAAUGGCAGCACUAUUGCCCACACUUUGCGGUCAAUUUAUUGAGGAACACCCUUUGGCACUGAUCUAUAUGAGCCUAAUUUGUACGAUAAUUAUUGGCAUAUCAUUUACUACAUUUAAAAUUGUUGUCUAUUUUAGGGCAAAAUUACAAGUAUUAUAA